Molecule: messenger RNA, 417 nt
Organism: Diversispora eburnea
Lineage: Eukaryota; Fungi; Glomeromycota; Glomeromycetes; Diversisporales; Diversisporaceae
Source: the annotation of a GenBank genome assembly
AUGUCAAAUUUCAUAGCCGUUGCUGUAGGUUUUUUAACUUCUUCCGCAUUAUUGUAUCGUUUCGAAUCAGAUAUCGAAAAUAAUACAAAUCAAAUUCGAAAACAAUUGUAUAAUUCUCAAAAACAACUUAAAGCUGCUUUACCUAACUAUUUAAAUAGUGAGUUGAAAAACGAGUCUUUAACACAACCAUUCAAAACACCAAAUAAUCGACCUCAACUACCUAUUCCAUCUAUUUCUCAAACACAAAAUUAUGUUAAUUAUCGAUUAAUUCCAACAUUUAAAGCUACAUGGAAUGAUCAUAUUAUAACAUUUGCUAACAAAGUUACUAAUUUUGAUGUAAAUGAAACGGUCAAGACUGCAAUUAUAAAGACAAAAUCUUUUGCAGAAGAUAGAAAAUGGACCAAUGGUAAAAAAUAA